This is a messenger RNA of Manduca sexta (tobacco hornworm), 4339 nucleotides long. RefSeq names its product probable C-mannosyltransferase DPY19L1. The transcript has 10 exons. Gene Ontology annotation, molecular function: mannosyltransferase activity. Bases 133 to 2319 code for a protein of 728 amino acids. Lineage: Eukaryota; Metazoa; Arthropoda; Insecta; Lepidoptera; Sphingidae. The record is from RefSeq and is a predicted model, not a curated record. Gene Ontology annotation, cellular component: nuclear inner membrane.
ACCAUCACUAAACCUAUAUGUCAACACAGACAACAUUCAACAAUCCAGUUCAAUUUUGCAAUAAUUUACCAAAUAGGAAGAAUAAAACUGAAUUAAUAAUAAAGAAUGUGAACUUGUGAAAAUUUAAGUAACAUGGAGGGAAAGAUCAAAGUUAUUGAUAAAAAAGAGUUCCCAAGGAAAAAGUUCCUAUUAUUUAUGACAAUUACCGUGUUGGCUUUCAAGCUUGGCUACAUCCACUACAAAUAUGUGUCGCACCUCUUUGAAAACGACAGGAAUUUUUCCUACCUCUCAGAGUUGGAGAGAGAGAUGUCUUUCCGCACAGAGAUGGGUUUCUAUUACUCAUACUUCAAGACAGUGGUUGAGGAGAAACAGUUCCUGGCGAGUAUAACAAAGAUCAUGUAUGAUGGACUUGUAGAGUUUCCAAAGGAUGUGAAUGCUUUUAAUCGGUUUAAUAUACAUCCUGAGGUGAUGAUAGGCGCCAUGUACCGGUAUCUCGAGCCGUGGUUGAACACGUCUGCGUACCGCGAGUGCCACAUGGUGAGCCGAGGCGAGGGACUCGCGCCAGUGGAAAGCUGCGUCGGCAUCGGCCAGCCCGUGUUCUUCUAUCUGGAGACUAUAUGGUGGCUGGCGGGAUUGACUGUCGCUGCUUUGUUCUUGCACGCCACUGCGCUAAGUGACAGCAUCCUGGGCGGUCUGCUGGCGGUGGCGCAGUACUUCGCGAACCACGGCGAGUGCACGCGCGUGAUGUGGGCGCCGAACGAGCGCGAGAACCUCGCCGGGCCGCUGCUGCUGCUGCAGGCGUGGCUCGUCAGCGCGCAGCUGCGGGACACGCGCCGCGGCACCACCUUCCAGCUGCAGGCCGCGAUCUCCUUCGUGAACUGCCUCUGCCUUCUAUUUUGGCAGUUCACGCAGUUCAUAUUCUUCACGCAAACGGCAAUUUUCCUCGUCAUGGAGCAACUGCGGAUCAUCGACCUCAAAUCCCUCUGCAUCUUCCUCCACUCGCACUUCGGAGGGCUUCACAUGGCGAUACUGCUCCUGCAGGGAAACGAUAUGCUGAAGUCCUCCCUCUACAGCUCCCUGUUCCUGGUUGUGUCGGCGUACUGCCUCUUCUUCAGUUCCCUGAGGAUCAAAGUGAAGACCAACUGGGACCUCGUGGUCGAGGCCUGGUUGAUACUCCUAAGGCUCAGCAUCAUUCUCCUCGCGUCAGUGUACCUCAAGCAGCUGAUCUGCGACUUCUUAGAACUCAAAGAAGACGCCCACGUUUGGGAAAUUUUGUAUUCCAAAUUCACGAACUUCAAAAACUUCCAUACGAUGCUGUACACUUGCUCUGCGGUUUUCGACUUUAUGCCUUUGAAGACAGUGUUUAAAUUGUGUAAGUCGCUGCUAAUUCCCACGACCGUGUUCGCGAUAGCCAACGUGUGUAACUAUGUGUUGCGGAACGCGUACAACGAUUGGACGAAAGAGAUGAAUAAGCCAGAAAAGGACAGCAAUAUCGAAGACAGUGAUAGUGGUAUAGAGAACUCUGACAGGAAAGAUGAGAAGUGUAACAGUGAGGAGUUGGGUUCCGUUGUGGUGCUGGCACGUUGCGUGAAGGUGGACCCGGCGGUGGUGUUCAACGUGGCGCAGCUGGUGGCGUACGCGCUGCUGGCGGCGCUGGUCAUGCGGCUGAAGCUGCUGCUCGUGCCGCAGAUGUGCAUCGUCAGCUCGCUGCUCAUGAACCACAAUUAUUAUCUCUUGCCGAAGAAUUACAUGAAGUACUUGCCAUUAUUCUGGGUGUUGUGUUUCAUUCCCCUGGCCUUCACCCUGGUUAACAACGUCAGUGAAGAAUUGGCGCAUAUCGGUGAAUUCAGCGACUUGCCGCAAGAGGAGCUGAUGCAGUGGAUAUCGCGCGAGACGACGAUGACGGGCGCGUUCGCGGGUUCGAUGCCGAUCCUGGCCGCCGUGAUGCUCUCCACGCGCCGGCCCGUCGUCGCGCAUCCACACUACGAGCAUUACGAGGCGAGACAGCGCGCGUACUCCGUGUACAAAGUGUAUGGCAAGUUCACGCCGUUCGAACUGUACCAGGAGCUGAACAAGAUGCGCGUAACGUACCUCAUCAUAGAGAAUAAGUACUGCUACGGCAAGAGCACCAAAGGGUGUUCGUUCGAGGAAAUAUGGGACGCGGAAUUCCCUGCCCUGUCCCAGCGUCCCCUGGUGUGUCGCACCCUGCUCACCACGCCGGUGGACCACUUUUACCCUGUAUUCAGGAACGAGCAUUACGCCGUGUUCAAUGUCCACGACUACAGUGUCAGAUACAUGCCACGCAGUUUCGACACUUGACACAUGCUAUCACCCAGCUAAUGUUCCACCACAUUUGAGACUGACAGCAACACUAGCGGCCGUCGGCGGCUGCGCUCGCGGUAUUCCUAUUUUUAAAGGCUCGAUAAAAUUACUGUGAACUGAACGGUACGUACAUAAAACUAAUUAGUCAUAAGGAAGUUGCGUCAGUCCAAACUGAAAAUCCGAUUUACAAUAUCAGCUGAUGUAAUAAUAGAUACACUAUUUUAAAUUUAUAUAUAAAAAAACGAAUUAUCACGGCGGAUGAAGAACUUGUACUCUGAUAAGAAAUAAUUUGUUAUAUAGAAUCUGGUAAUAUGACUGAUUUUUUUUUACAGAUCGAAAAUAAUACUAUAUAUUUUAUUAAACAAUUCCUUGUUUGAUAUGUAGUGUAUUUACCAUUGUAAACGCAAGAAGUGCAAAAACUACCUACAUACAAGGAUUCUAUUAGACGUACAAGUUUUCAGUUUAUGAGUAUUCCUAAAACAUAAAAACGUAUCGAAAUAGUAUAAUGAUUUCUUAUGUUUAUACGAAUGUAAGACAUUGAAAUAAAACUAUUCGUCGGAUUUUAUCGAGAUUUUUAUAUUAUAUAUAAUUUUCUCUCAUAAUGGAAUAUGUGGGUCGACUAGUUUCACAAACAGCAUUCUGUAAAAUUUGUUAUGAAGGUAGGCAAUCUGUAAAAUAAAACUGAUUUUGUGACUUGCAGAAUAAAUGAUGCUGAAAUAGGGUUAACUAGAUCUAUUACUUAUCUAAGAUGCUAUAUAAAUUAGUUUUUUUAAUGACAAGGAUAAUACAAAGAAAAAAAGGAUGAUCUUUUUUAAACAUUUUUUAAAAAUUCCGGUUGCCAGUUUUGAAACUAGUCGCCUCAUGUAUAAUUGUAAAAUGUGAACGCGAAGGCUGAAACUGUCUUCGAAACGUCGGAAGAAAAUUAUAAUAUAAAAUACCGCAAUAAAAUCCGCAAAAAAGUUUUAUUUAUAUGUAACGAAAUAGUGUUAGCGAAAUAUUAUUACGAUUUUUCCUGUUUCAUUCUUCUUUUUUUUUUUUUUUGUUUUUCUUAAUACAUUAAUUCUAUAUAUUAUUUGAUAGAACGAAUACUUGAAUACUAUUUUAAAAAAAGAAAGAUAAUUUCGUAAGAAUAUUUUGCAAAAACUAUUUCGGUGCGUACAUUUAUUAUGAAAAAUACUCACUAUUAAUUUAAUAACAAAGAUUCGUAAAUAGUGCAUUCCACAUUUCUUUGUUAAAAUCCUGUCAUUUGUUAUUGCCAAGCGAUUAUACGACAGUAUAGAGCCAGAUUCAAUAUCAGUGUGAGAUAAGUCGCCAACGUCCGCUAUGUAAAGAUUUUUUACAUUAUAUAAAUACAUAUAAGUGUGUGAAGAUGUAAUAUGAAUCGUUGUUCAUCUUGUGUAAAAUUGAUUGGAUUUAAAUGUUUGAUAUAUAAAUAACGGCCUGAAUUCUUUAGGAUAUGGGUUGAUUAUGUAAAGCUGGCGCGUACAAACACGUCAGUUGCCAUGGCAACGCUAGCUCACACAUCAACAGUCGAAAAAUAUAUCGUGAUGCUUUGCUUGCAGUGGGGAAGGGUCCAUAUAACCCGAUUUGCCGACUUCCCUGUAUAUAGAAUCUAAUUAUCAUUAGAACGAAUUGCAAACCUCAUUCAUGCAUAUUGGUUAUGUUGUGUCGGGUUCCCUUUAAGGCAAAUUCACCCUUCGCCACUGUGUUUGCAUUGAUGUAUCUGUCCUUUCAAUUAUAAUAUUUUAAAUAAUUAACACACAGUGUAAAAUUUUAAUUGUGUGAGUGUUGUGAACGUGCCAGCUUUAGUUAAUCUUCCUAUACAUUAUAGUAUACUUUUACUUAAUAAGUAGAAUAAUUUCUAAUCCAGUAAAAGACUCAAGGCGCUGCAAGACCGCUGGCGAAGCCGCGAGCAAAAGCUAGUGUACUUACCCCCUUAUUUAAAGACUUUUUUAUCUAAGGACGGAGUAGUGAUAACAAGUCUAAUUCUCAGUGCUGACGGCAUGGCAACCUUCGC